AUGGGGCAGGUCGGUUGGAAGGGUCUGUGUCUGUCGCUUUUUGAUUAUAAAACCGAAAAAUAUGUCAUUGCGAAGAACAAGAAGGUGGGAAUUCUCUAUCGAGUGGUGCAGCUGUCCAUCCUGGCUUAUCUGGUGGGGUGGGUAUUUGUCGUCAAGAAAGGCUACCAGGACUCGGACACCUCCAUCCAGAGCUCUGUCAUCACCAAGCUGAAGGGUGUGGCUUUCACCAACACCUCGGAGCUGGGAGAGAGGCUGUGGGAUGUCGCCGACUACGUCAUUCCCCCACAGGGUGAAAACAUUUUCUUCGUUAUGACAAAUCUGAUUGUGACCCCAAACCAAAGGCAGGACACGUGCCCUGAGAGUACUGGCAUUCGAGACGCACUGUGCAGCAAGAACAGGGACUGCCCUGCGGGGGAAGCUGUGAUAGCUGGCAAUGGGGUCAAGACUGGCCGCUGUUUGAAAGUCGGGAGCAACACCAAUGGGACGUGUGAAAUAUUAGCGUGGUGUCCGGUGGAGAAAAAGUCCAAGCCCAAGAAACCGCUUUUAGCGACUGCAGAAAACUUCACCGUUUAUAUCAAAAACUCGAUCCGCUUCCCUAAGUUUAAAUUCUCCAAGACUAAUGUGCUAAACACUGAUAAUGACUCCUACCUGAAACACUGCCACUACAGUUCACAGCACCUUUACUGCCCCAUAUUCCACCUGGGCAAACUCGUGAGCUGGGCUGGGAACAACUUUCAGGACAUGGCAUCUGAGGGUGGUGUGAUAGGAAUUCAGAUUGAAUGGGACUGUGAUCUUGAUAAAGCUGCUUCUGAAUGCAACCCUCACUAUUCUUUUAGCCGUCUGGAUAACAAGUUUGCAGAAAAAUCCAUCUCCUCUGGAUACAACUUCAGAUUUGCCAAAUAUUACAGGGAUGCUGAAGGAGUUGAGUACAGGACACUGAUAAAGGCCUACGGAAUACGCUUUGAUGUGAUGGUGAAUGGCAAGGCAGGUAAAUUUAACAUCAUUCCAACGAUAAUCAACGUGGGCUCAGGACUCGCGCUUAUGGGUGCAGGGGCUUUCUUCUGUGACGUGGUGCUACUGUAUCUGAUGAAAAAGAGCAACUUCUAUCGAGGCAAAAAAUAUGAGGAAGUGAAGUCCAGUUCAAGAAAGUCUUUACCAGGUGGGAAUGGGAACCAGAACUCAGAAUCGCUGGCUACAUUAGAGCAGCUGAGACAACUACAGACAGUUGAGACCUAA
Emys orbicularis (European pond turtle) is the source of this 1236-nucleotide messenger RNA. It is a transcript of the gene P2RX5, whose product is annotated as purinergic receptor P2X 5. Gene Ontology annotation, cellular component: plasma membrane; nuclear inner membrane. Bases 1 to 1236 code for a protein of 411 amino acids. The record is from RefSeq and is a predicted model, not a curated record. Gene Ontology annotation, biological process: response to ATP; calcium ion transmembrane transport. The transcript is spliced from 12 exons. Gene Ontology annotation, molecular function: purinergic nucleotide receptor activity; extracellularly ATP-gated monoatomic cation channel activity; ATP binding. Lineage: Eukaryota; Metazoa; Chordata; Testudines; Emydidae.